Clupea harengus (Atlantic herring) is the source of this 4078-nucleotide messenger RNA. It is a transcript of the gene tdrd1, whose product is annotated as tudor domain containing 1. Gene Ontology annotation, cellular component: P granule. Lineage: Eukaryota; Metazoa; Chordata; Actinopteri; Clupeiformes; Clupeidae. The record is from RefSeq and is a predicted model, not a curated record. Gene Ontology annotation, biological process: piRNA processing; spermatogenesis; P granule organization.
ACGUUGCCUUGAAUACUACGCAUGCGUAACAAUCACCAUCCCCAAGCAGACGGUGAAAUAAAAUAUCCACGUGUACUACAGAAAAGCAGGUGUCUGAAGAGGUGGUUUAUUUGCCCUUGCCAAAAUGAACCGAGCCUUCAUUUCUCCGGUGGUGAGGCCGAACCUUCCUCUACGCAGACCCGCCACUGACCCCGGUGUUGUGUCCCCAUCUUGUUCAUUGUCUCCUGUACCAACUGAGUUAGGCGGUUACCGGGUACCAGAGCAAUCUACACCAGAGGUCAAAGGAGCCAUAAACAGACAGGAGCCAGACAGACCUGUGUGUGCAAACGACCUCUCUACGAUAAUGCUCGCCAUGCCUGGAUCCACAACAGUGAAGUUGUGUAACUACUGCGGUCAACAAGGUCAGCUAAGAUGUUCCAGCUGCAAGAAGACCAACUACUGCUCCGUUACCUGUCAGUCAGAGGACUGGCCCGCACAUAGACACAUCUGCAAGACUACUGAUUCAGAGGUCGACCAAAGUGAGAAUCCAAAAGAAAGCCCAGUCAUGUCUGCUGCAGCUGGAGCCAGUGUGGUAGAAUCCAAGUCUUCUCAACAGGUGAAUGCCAGGGAUGCUCCUCAGACUAAGAGGGUCUACUUGCAGGACCUAAGCAAAAAUGACAUUCCCAAAGGAAGUGAGAUCCAGGCCUUAGUGGUGGAUGUGCAAAACCCCAGCAAGUUCUUCAUCCAUGUCCAUGACUCAUCUAUGAAGGAGACUCUGAGAAAGAUUUCCAUGGAGCUGCAGAAGACCUGUGCCGGCUUAUCUGUUGCCCCACACAGACCUGAGGCUGGAGAGAUCUGUGCUGUCAAAUACUCCCAGGACCAGCACUGGUACAGAGGCCUGGUGCAGUCUAUCAGUGGAGACCAACAGCACGCCAGCGUUCUGUACAUUGACUUUGGGAACGAAGAAGAUGUCCCACUCGUGCGGAUCAAGCCUCUUCCCGACAGCAUUGACCGCGCAGCUCCAAGCGCCCUGCAGUGUCGCGUAGCAGGAGUGGCAGCAGGAGCGGGGGGCUGGAAGGAGGAGUGUAGCCUCUUCCUCAAGCAGCUCCUCUUCGGGAAGAGCGUGGCCGUCCAUGUGCUGAACGUCACCGGGGAGGGCCGGAGCCUCUACACCGUGGAUAUGAAACUGGCCUCAACGGAUAAGGUCCUGAGCAGCUUCCUCCUGGAGCAGGGCUAUGCUGUGAAAGAAGUCGCCCCGACCACGGAGCAAGAGAUUGACUCCAUGCUAAACGCGUCUGUGGAGGAGUGCCUUUGCCAGUCGGACACCAACAACAACAACAUGGAGGCCCAGCACCCUGCCCAGCUCACGCAGGAGGUGGGAGACUCCUUCACAGCCGUGGUCACUUACCUGCUCUCUCCCUCCGACAUCGUCUGCCAGAUGGUGGAGAAUUCUUGUGUGAUCCAGCAGCUGCAGUUGAAGCUGAAGGAGCACUGCUUCCUCACUCAGCCCAGCCAGAGCUUCAGGCCCACCCCAGGGUCCAUCUGUUGUGCCCUCUUCUCUGAGGAUAACGAGUGGUACCGGGCGAAGGUGCUGAAGCAUACUUCAGAGACGCGCGUCUCCGUGAGCCUCAUCGACUACGGUAACGUGGAGGAGGUGGAGCUGGCUCUCCUGCUGCCCAUCAGCGAGGACCUGCUCACGUUAGCUGCACAGGGUAUCCCCUGCAGCCUGACAGGCGUCCGGCCCCCUGAGGGCGGCUGGCCGGAGGAGGCCGUCUGGAUGCUGAAGAGGCUGGUGUCCAACCGCUUUCUGCGCGUGGACGUGCUCGGCCGCCGGCCCGGUCGUACCCUGGUGGCCAUAGUGGACGAGGCCAGCGACCCGCAGACAGACGUGGGCGAGCUGCUGGUGUCCAUGGGCUAUGCCCUCGCCGAGCCCAAAGCUCCCCCACCAGAGUCCUCGCCGCAGGGGAAGCCCCAGCCCAAGAGUGGAGCCGGCCUGGGAGCCAUACCCAAAACCCCCGUGGUGAACGCCCCAAAGGCUCAGAAGCUGGAGUGGUCCUGCGCUGAACUCCCGUGUGAAGGCCAGCUGGCAGUGAUGGUGGCUGUGGUUAUUGAGAACCCGGGCCAGUUCUACUGCUACCGCUACAUACCUGAAGACCAACAGGCGUUGGCAGAGCUGUCUGCUGAGCUGCUGAAACACUGUCAGGGAGAAACGGCUCCAUUCAGCCCAGUGGUGGGAGAGCCCUGCUGUGCUCUCUUCUCUGAUGGCAGCUGGUACCGAGCCAUGGUGCAGAGUGUGGGGGCUGAUGGGAAGGUGCAGGUGUAUUUCGUGGACUACGGGAACAACAGCACAGUGGAGGCGACACACCUGAGGACCAUAGAGCCACGGCUGCUCACCCUUCCCUUCCUGGCCAUCCGCUGCUGGCUGGCAGGUGUGGAGCCAGUGGGCGGCCAGUGGACUCCGGCUGCCAUUCAGAGAAUGCGUGGGCUGUGCGUUGGCAAGUACCUGACCGGACGCGUCAUCUCCAUCACUGAGCGAGGCUAUGGCAUCGAGCUCCAAUCAGACACCCACAGCAUCGCGGGAACACUCAUCUCAGAGCAGCUGGCCAAACCGCCCAAUCUUAACCAAACAUCUUCGCCACACGCUCCCAGCGCAGCCAAUCAGAGCCAACCUCCUGCCCCUCGCACUCCCACUCCCACUGCAACCAGUCAGAGCCAGGCCCCUACCCCGAGCAUUGCCAGUCCCACCAAUCAGAACCAGGCGCCAGCAACACGCCCUCCUAGUAUAACCAAUCAGAGCCAGGUCUUAACCAAUGCCACAAGUCAACCUCAGGCUUCAGUCACUCUUUCUCCAGUACCCACCAAUCAGAGCCAGGGUCCUAGUACACGCCCUUCUGGUGCCACCAUUCACAGAGAGCCACUGGCUGCAGCUCCACCAAUGAAGCUUCCCACCGCGGAGCAGAGAAAAGCGUCCCAGCCUACUCCUACCUUUCCGCUGGACUGGAAGACGGAGGAGCUGCCUUGUAACCAGCCUUUCGUGCCGCAGGUGGCGGCCGCCAUCAGCCCUGCACUCUUCUACAUAAUGAGUUCCGCUGAAGUUAACGCAGAUCAGAUCCAUGCCCUGAUCAUGGAGGUGGACAACUACUGCAGACAGGCCUCACCCAGCCAGACCAAACCCUUGCCGGGUGCGGCAUGCUGUGCCCAGUUCUCAGGAGAUAAGAAGUGGUACAGGGCCGUGGUUCUGGGCGUCAGCAGCUCCAAGGUCAGUGUGAUCUUCGCCGAUUUUGGGAACAUGGAGGAGGUUCCGUUCUCCCACGUCCUGCCCAUCCCUAGAGACUUCCUCCAGAUUCCCGUCAGGAUUGUGCGGUGCGCCCUCUCUGGUAAGGAGCGUUUCCCUUCCGUGUGGCCUGAAGGGGCCAUGGAGGUCUUCGGAACGCUGCUCAGCGGCAGCCUCCAGGCCUCCGCUCAGGCCUUCGAUGGCACUCUCAACCUGCUGGACAUCACCCACCAGGCCAAUGGCCCCAUCAGUUCCCUCCUGCUACAGAGCCUCCAGGGGGCCCAGGCUGGGGCCAGUGCUCAGGAGGCCCCGGAGCAGAGCACGGUCGUGCAACAUCACCUCAGCAGCGCCCCUCUACCUAGGGCUCAAGCCAAGAGUCCAGUGGCAGCUCCAGCCAAACCUCUACACAGCACGCCCAAACAGGCUCCUCCAGUGACAGGUGGCCUGAAGAUGCCGGAAGCCAAAGACACACUAGGCAGCACCGGCUCAGUGCUUAAUGAUGCCGCUCACACGCCAUGCUGCUGCAGUGAAUUGAAGAACAAGAUGGAAAAGCUUGAAGACCUCAUUGUACAUCUGAUGCAGCAGAUAAACGGAUGGCAGAAUUCUGUGAUCCACUGAGUUAAAAGAGCCUGUAUUUUAUUUUAACAAAGUUUUAUUGUUUAAUGUUGAAAAAAAAUUAUGUUGCCCAAGCAAAGAUGAUGGCGGCCAUAUAUGUUUUUUGACAAAGUCUGUUUUAUUUUAUUUUACUUGCUGGACUUGUAGUUGUCUUGGUCAAUUGAGUGGUGUUCCUGUUCUGUUCAAAGCACAGUAAAACAAAAAAAGUUC